GAGGAAGUCUUGGAUUUGGAGGAAGGUGCUAGCAGUGGCGAUGAAGGCUGCGACCGAUUUGCGAACAUGUCGGCAGCAAAGCCAGACCUGAGCUACCGAGGCCACACAGUCCAUUUCUGGACGAUCCCGUACUCAGCCAUCGAGGGCCGUUUGACUGCAGAAAACACAUCCAAGAAGGGCAUGCUGCGGCGUUUUCAAGAAGUCUACGGCGAGGCUUUGGAAUUCUACGCUGUUUUCCGGGAACUGCAUGCUGAAUCCUCACGAAGCUGGGAGCGCAAGGCUCACUACCAUGUGGUCUUGAAGCUGAAGGGCCGUGUCCGGUGGAUUCAGAUUGCCCGCGAGCUGCGCGCCAGGGGCAUCUUCGGGCAUUUGUCCUUGCCGACCAGGUAUGCAGAUAUCUGGCGCAUUGUAGCGUAUUGCUAUGUGCCUUCUGCCAGGAAGCCCUUGCCAGAACUUGAUCCCGAUCCCUUGCUGAGCUCAAACUUCCCCAUUAUUGACAUGGAGAAGCGGCUCCGCGGGAAGCUUGCCAGAACACAAGUUCUGAGGCCAUGGGAUUUUUUCCAAGUCUUGCGAAGACACCCGAGCAUCGAGACCUACAACGACCUCAUUGUCUGGGCGCAGUCCCAGCAGAAGCACGGGGUGCCUCAAUACUUGGAGUUUAUGACCAGGCAAGGUGGCAAGAUGUCUGGGCUCUUCAAGGCAUGGAAGCAGCUCAUGGCUAAGCCUGUGAGCCAAAAGUCGCAACGGGAGGAGCGAUUGGCUUCAAGGCAGGCGCCCUGUUCUUGCACAACGCCAGGCCGCUUGAGGUCUGGCCUGGAUGCCUUGAUGGAGCUGCACGAGAAGGAUGGUGAGAGGUUUGGCUACUUCGUCAAACGGCUUAUCCGCAUUGGGACAGCGGCCAAGAAUUGCAACAUCUUGCUUUGCGGGGCUUCCAAUGCGGGGAAGACUGCCCUCACAAGGCAGAAUUCCUGCCCGGUGGCCUGGGACACCCUGCUCUUGCUUCUGGAGGGCGAAGCUGUGGUAGCUGCUUGCAAGGGCUCGGCGUCGGUGGUCAUUUCCGAGCCGCCGCCUUUUCUCAUCACGUGCCAGGAGCGCGUUGUGCCGCUAGAUGCGAAUGGUCGCCCCAAUGUUGCCGAGAAGGAUGCCUUCCACAAUCGGUUUGCCUUGCGGUGGCAUCUGAAAUGCAGCAUUCCGUCUUCAAUGAAGGAUUCGCAAAGGAAGAUGUGCUACCGCUGCGUGCGUUGCUACUCAGACUGGGUGGAUGAGAAGCACGCUGCCUAUGCAGAGAAGGCCCCGGACAUCGAGGCAGAGACUGCAGCGCUGGAAUCGGCCAUCUGCCAAGAGGACUCAAGGGUGCCCGCUUUGCAAGAAGAAGAAGAACUUUCAGGGGCCACGACCCAGCCGUUGCUGGCCGCGCAGAGCUUAAAGGCGAUGGCUCCGAACCUUUCCAAGAUCGACGAGUUCGCCCCCGGCUCGAGCCGGCCGUUGCUUCUUCACCGGCACCGGCGGGAAGAAGGCAACCAGCCGAGCCAGCCCUUGGUGCCUUCCCAUGUGGAGAUGCUGCCUGCUCCACGAACGCCUGAGCCGUGGACCCCACCGUACCCGCCUCCAAGGGUGCACAUCCUGAUCUGCUUUGACAUCCUUACUGGAGAUCGUGCCAGCGCUACUACCAUCAAUUGUGGCACGGCGUUUAAGAAGAAGCUUGUUCUCACUGUGUACAUGUGCAGCGGCUUCUGCGUGGAUGCGGCGCAAGGCUUUGUGGAGGUUCUUCAACGCAAACGGAAAUCUUGCCAGGGGCAGCCGACUCCUCAUGUUGAGUGGUUCAACUCCUUGCCAGAGGAGGAGAUGGUGCGACUCUGCUGGCCGGAGGCGCCCGCUGAUGAGCGCAUCUUGGCCGAAGCUGAAAGGCAUGUAGCAGGACUUCAGACUUCGCGCUGGGUGCAAGACAUGAAUUACAGCCGCGGCGUUGCCGUGCCAACUUACAACGUCGCAGCCGAAUAUCGGCGGCGUGCAGGAGGGCAGCAGCCAGCGCUGCAGAGCUCCAUGCUUGGUCGUGAUGGCCGGCGUGGCCGGCCCGGCCGCUAUCUACGAUUGUGGGCGCAACGAUUUCGCGCCAAGUGGGGCCUUGCUUACCAACGUAUCCCGGCAUGCUCUUUUCUCCCUGCCGAGGAACUUGUGGAGAAGGUGUUGUCAGAUCUGGAGACUCUGGCUGCUUCGUUUCCUUCCAAGCAGCUGUGCGUUGUGAUGGACAGCGCCGCGCAGCACCUGAGUGAACGCGUGGUGCGAAGGGCUGCCGAUGCCAAUAUCUGGCUUUGCGUGGUGCCGCCGAAAGCCACAGGGUGGCAGUCAGUGACCCGCGCGGGCUGGACUUCCACGCGCGUGUCGGCGUUGUUAUUCAGCUUGUGCUCUGUGGUAGCGGAGCUCCGCGCUCAAGCUGACCGAAGCGCCGUGGAAAGCGCCUGGCUGGGAGCCCUCUGCGAGGAUGUCACCCCUGUUGGGGCACGGGGAAGGGUGACUGGCCGCAGCCCAGUGCCCUUGUGCGCGAUGAGCGGUAGCAGUGGCUCCUUCACUAGAAGCAGCAGCAGUAGCUCCACAAGUUCUGAUUCCCUGGCAUCUUCAGAAGUGCCCGAGCAUCCCGCCGAGGAGGAAGUCUUGGAUUUGGAGGAAGGUGAAGGCUGCGACCGAUUUGCGAACAUGUCGGCAGCAAAGCCAGACCUGAGCUACCGAGGCCACACAGUCCAUUUCUGGACGAUCCCGUACUCAGCCAUCGAGGGCCGUUUGACUGCAGAAAACACAUCCAAGAAGGGCAUGCUGCGGCGUUUUCGAGAAGUCUACGGCGAGGCUUUGGAAUUCUACGCUGUUUUCCGGGAACUGCAUGCUGAAUCCUCACGAAGCUGGGAGCGCAAGGCUCACUACCAUGUGGUCUUGAAGCUGAAGGGCCGUGUCCGGUGGAUUCAGAUUGCCCGCGAGCUGCGCGCCAGGGGCAUCUUCGGGAAGCCCUUGCCAGAACUUGAUCCCGAUCCCUUGCUGAGCUCAAACUUCCCCAUUAUUGACAUGGAGAAGCGGCUCCGCGGGAAGCUUGCCAGAACACAAGUUCUGAGGCCAGGGGAUUUUUUCCAAGUCUUGCGAAGACACCCGAGCAUCGAGACCUACAACGACCUCAUUGUCUGGGCGCAGUCCCAGCAGAAGCACGGGGUGCCUCAAUACGUGGAGUUUAUGACCAGGCAAGGUGGCAAGAUGUCUGGGCUCUUCAAGGCAUGGAAGCAGCUCAUGGCUAAGCCUGUGAGCCAAAAGUCGCAACGGGAGGAGCGAUUGCGCUACUGGCAGGCUUCAAGGCAGGCGCCCUGUUCUUGCACAACGCCAGGCCGCUUGAGGUCUGGCCUGGAUGCCUUGAUGGUGCGCGAGAAGGAUGGUGAGAGGUUUGGCUACUUCGUCAAACGGCUUAUCCGCAUUGGGACAGCGGCCAAGAAUUGCAACAUCUUGCUUUGCGGGGCUUCCAAUGCGGGGAAGACUGCCCUCACAAGGCAGAAUUCCUGCCCGGUGGCCUGGGACACCCUGCUCUUGCUUCUGGAGGGCGAAGCUGUGGUAGCUGCUUGCAAGGGCUCGGCGUCGGUGGUCAUUUCCGAGCCGCCGCCUUUUCUCAUCACGUGCCAGGAGCGCGUUGUGCCGCUAGAUGCGAAGGGUCGCCCCAAUGUUGCCGAGAAGGAUGCCUUCCACAAUCGGUUUGCCUUGCGGUGGCAUCUGAAAUGCAGCAUUCCGUCUUCAAUGAAGGAUUCGCAAAGGAAGAUGUGCUACCGCUGCGUGCGUUGCUACUCAGACUGGGUGGAUGAGAAGCACGCUGCCUAUGCAGAGAAGGCCCCGGACAUCGAGGCAGAGACUGCAGCGCUGGAAUCGGCCAUCUGCCAAGAGGACUCAAGGGUGCCCGCUUUGCAAGAAGAAGAAGAACUUUCAGGGGCCACGACCCAGCCGUUGCUGGCCGCGCAGUCUGCUGACCCGCGUUCAUCGCAGUUGCAGCCAUCCGGUGCAGCGGUUCGGCCUCAGCCAGCGCAGCUAGACGAGUUGAAUCCCGCCGAGGAGCUUAAAGGCGAUGGCUCCGAACCUUUCCAAGAUCGACGAGUUCGCCCCCGGCUCGAGCCGGCCGUUGCUUCUUCACCGGCACCGGCGGGAAGAAGGCAACCAGCCGAGCCAGCCCUUGGUGCCUUCCCAUGUGGAGAUGCUGCCUGCUCCACGAACGCCUGA
Effrenium voratum is the source of this 4239-nucleotide messenger RNA. NCBI's taxonomy places the organism in Eukaryota, Dinophyceae, Suessiales, Symbiodiniaceae. The record is from the annotation of a GenBank genome assembly.